AUGGCAGUUCUAAAGCGCGAGUCUCUAAGUAGUUGUUCGACAGAGCCAAAGAAGCCUCGACUGAAUGCGCAUGGUGUCAAAUCUGAGCCGACAAGAUUUUCAGAUGACUUGGAACGUAUGAAGCCCGUUUCCACUAAAGCUAGCUCGUGGCCACGCAAGCCCAUGGCACCCAUAGACCCGAGCACAGACUCGGUCACAUUUCAGUGGAUUGACAUUGACAUGUAUGAUGGUCCACCACUAAAGACAAAUCCAAAGAAAGGGUCAGUUGUACCAGGCGUUUCGGCUUCGGGAGACAGCAACCAGAAUGCCGCAAUUAUUCGUCUCUUUGGUGUCACUAUCGAGGGCCAUAGCGUCCUCAUGCAUGUACAUGGUGUCCUGCCCUAUUUUUACGCUUCUUGCCCUGAAAAUUUUAACGAAAGUAAGUGUGGUGAGGUACGACUGGCGCUUGAUGCGGCAGUAAGCCAGCGAGACAGGGAUAGUGGCAGCACUGCACGCGUUGUGGGCGUCCAGGUCGUAAGGGAUAAGAUGUCUAUCUAUGGAUACCAAUUUGACCGUAAAACGACACUUUUUAAGAUCUAUCUGAGUAUGCCCAACUAUGUCCCAAAGCUCCGGAGUGCAUUAGAAGGUGGUCUCACGUUACCUGGCUGCGACUUUCGUAACUAUCAGACAUACGAAAGCAACGUGCCGUUUAUUCUCCGCUUUAUGAUUGAUGAAGAAAUUAGUGGAUGCAAUUGGGUGGAAGCACCCAAAGGUACUUACGCAGUGCGCUCUGCGGCACAAAAGAUGUCGUUGUGUCAGCUUGAAAUUGAUAUAACGUAUGAAAAUCUCGUGAGUCACGCACCCAAGGGAGAGUGGGGAAAAGUGGCACCAUUUAGAAUCUUGAGCUUUGAUAUCGAGUGUAUGGGCAGAAAAGGGCAUUUUCCAGAAGCAAAUCAGGAUCCAGUGAUUCAAAUCUCGAACGUUGUUCAGGAACAAGGAUCCCAAACACCAAUUAUUCGCAAUGUGUUUGUACUUGACACAUGUAAACCUAUUGUUGGUGCUCAUGUGAUGGAGUUUGAGGAAGAAGGUGAGAUGCUGGAGAAGUGGGCCCAUUUUGUGCGAGAAGUGGACCCAGACAUUAUUACGGGGUAUAAUAUCGCUAACUUUGAUAUUCCAUACGUACUCAACCGCGGUAAGGCGCUCAAAUUGCAGAACUACAAUCAGCUAGGCCGAUUGGCAAAUUCAGCGGUUUACAUGGAGAAAAAAACUUUCAGCUCAGCACAAUAUGGUAAAAGUGAAAAUGUCAAGACGACCGUUCAUGGACGAUGUAUGUUCGAUCUGCUGCCUAUUAUGCGCCGCAGUCAAAACUUGAGUUCGUAUUCGCUGAACGCAGUAAGUGCUGCAUUCUUGGGUCAACAAAAGGAAGAUGUGCCUCACGGAAUCAUCAGCGAUCUACAACUCGGUACAGAUGAUGAUCGUCAUCGACUUGCAGUUUACUGUCUAAAGGAUGCAUACCUACCACUUCGACUUUUAAAUAAGCUAUCAUAUCUCGUCAAUUUUAUCGAAAUGGCUCGUGUAUCCGGGGUUCCUAUUGACUUUCUGAUUGAGCGUGGACAGCAGAUUAAAGUUUUCUCUAUGCUUUUGCGCAAAUGUAAGAAUGCGUCACUUGUUGUACCGACAUUACCUCGGACGCAGGCCAGCGAAGAUACAGGUUAUGAGGGCGCUACAGUCAUUGAGCCGAAAAAGGCAUUUUAUUCCGUGCCGAUUGCGACACUAGAUUUUGCGUCAUUAUAUCCUUCAAUCAUGCAAGCGUAUAAUCUGUGCUAUUCUACGCUUGUAGCACCUGGAGAUGUAGACAAACUAGCUAGUGGUGAUUAUGAGAAAUCUCCAUCCGGUGAUAUAUUUGUGACUCGUAAGAAGAAGAAGGGUAUCUUGCCUCUAAUUUUAGAGGAAGUGCUGGCAGCGCGUAAGCAGGCAAAACGAGACAUGAAUGCUGCUACCGAUCCAAUGGAAAAGGCUGUGCAGAAUGGUCGACAACUAGCACUUAAAGUGAGUGCCAAUUCCGUGUACGGUUUCACUGGUGCAAUUGUUGGCCAAAUGCCGUGUAUUCCAAUUGCAUCCAGUACCACGGCCUAUGGUCGCCAGCUACUUUUUCGAACUCAAGAAGAAGUUGAGCGGAUUUUUACUAUCGCAAAUGGUUACAAAGCUGACGCACAAGUGAUUUAUGGUGAUACAGACUCUGUUAUGAUUAAGUUUGGAGUUGAUUCUGUCGAAGAAGCCAUGCCUCUUGCCGAAGAGGCUGCCAAACGCGUGUCUGAAAUUUUUCCGAGCCCGAUUAAGCUCGAGUUUGAAAAGGUUUACUUUCCGUAUUUGUUGAUGAACAAAAAACGAUAUGCUGGUUUACUUUGGACAAAGCCUGACAAGUAUGAUAAGCUGGACUCAAAGGGACUUGAGACUGUACGUCGUGAUAACUGUCUACUAGUGCGGCGUAUGGUUGAUACUGUUUUGCGCAAGAUUCUCAUCAAUCGCGAUGUAACCAGUGCGAUUGCGUAUACGAAAAACAUUAUUUCAGAUUUACUGCAAAAUCGUAUUGAUAUUUCACUUUUGGUGAUCACAAAAGGAUUGAAGAAGACAGUCGAUCAAGAUGACUACAAGGUCAAACAAGCUCAUACUGAGUUAGCUGAACGCAUGCGCAAACGUGAUCCAGGCUCGGCUCCAGCGCUGGGUGAGCGUAUUGCCUACGUAAUCAUUGACAAAGGUAAAGCCACUCCAUUGUACGAGAAGGCGGAGGAUCCAGUGUAUGCUUUGGAGAACAGCAUUCCAAUUGAUUGUGACUAUUAUAUGAAACAACAAUUGCAAAACCCACUCGAACGCAUCUUCGAGCCGAUUAUCGGCUUGAGCAAAGUCAAAUCGGAUCUUCUUAAUGGUACUCAUACUUUAAAGCGCUCUAAACCUGUGCUAAAACAAAACAGCGGUGGUAUGAUGAAUUUUGCCGUGAAGAAACUCAAAUGUCUUGGAUGCAAGGCUCCUCUCAACGGCAAAAGCGCCCUAUGUCGUAUCUGCAUAGAGCGCGAGGCGGAGGUAUACUCACGCCAACUUGGAUCGGUAAAUGAGCUGGAGCAUUUAUUUGCACGACUAUGGACUCAAUGCCAGAACUGUCAGGGUAGUCUGCACCAAGAUGUGUUGUGCUCUAGUCGUGAUUGCCCUAUCUUUUACAAGCGUAUUAAGGUGCAAAAAGACCUUGGAGAAGCCCAAGCAUCAUUAGAGCGUUUUCAAUCGGUGGAGUGGUAA
Molecule: messenger RNA, 3270 nt
Organism: Plasmopara halstedii
Lineage: Eukaryota; Oomycota; Peronosporomycetes; Peronosporales; Peronosporaceae
Product: dna polymerase delta catalytic subunit
Exons: 2
Coding region: 1-3270 (1089 amino acids)
Biological process (GO): base-excision repair, gap-filling; DNA-templated DNA replication; DNA replication proofreading
Cellular component (GO): delta DNA polymerase complex
Molecular function (GO): DNA binding; 3'-5'-DNA exonuclease activity; nucleotide binding
Source: RefSeq, a predicted model, not a curated record